AUGCAGUUAACGUGGAACAAUAUUUCGCCGGUGGCCAAUGCCAACGACUUGUUGGACAUUGUCCUUAAUCGGACACAAAGAAAGACCCCGACUGUGAUUCGUCCUGGGUUUGCUAUCACUCGGAUCAGAUCGUUCUAUAUGAGAAAGGUUCGGUUCACUGCCGAAGGAUUUGUGGAAAAGUUUGAUGAUAUUUUGAAUGGUUUUCCCAACAUUAACGAUGUGCAUCCGUUUCAUCGGGAUUUAAUGGACACUUUGUAUGAAAAGAACCAUUACAAGAUCUCCUUGGCCGCUGUUCUGCGUGCCAAAACUUUGAUCGAGCAGGUCGCUAGAGACUACGUUAGAUUACUCAAGUUUGGUCAGUCGCUCUAUCAAUGCAAGCAGUUGAAGCGGGCUGCCUUGGGUCGGAUGGCUACCAUUGCCAAAAAGCUUAAGGAUCCCCUCCAAUAUUUGGAACAAGUUAGACAGCAUUUGAGCAGAAUGCCGUCCAUUGAUCCCAAUACUCGUACCCUUUUGAUUUGUGGGUACCCUAACGUGGGUAAGUCAAGUUUCUUGCGGUGCAUCACCAAAGCCGAUGUCGAGGUUCAACCGUACGCUUUCACCACGAAGUCCUUAUACGUGGGUCACUUCGACUACAAGUACUUACGGUUCCAAGCCAUUGACACACCUGGUAUCUUGGACCGCCCAACUGAGGAAAUGAACAACAUCGAAAUGCAGCUGAUUUAUGCCAUUGCUCACUUGAGACUGUGUGUCUUAUAUUUCAUGGAUUUAUCGGAACAAUGUGGCUUUUCUAUCGAACAACAAGUGAAGUUGUUUCACUCCAUCAAACCCUUGUUUGCUAACAAAUCUGUCAUGGUUGUUAUGAAUAAACUGGAUAUUAUCCGCGUCGACGAUUUGCAUCCCGAUCAACAAGAUUUGCUUAAGCUGAUUGCCCAAACCCCUGGUGUUGAAAUUAUGCAUACCUCUUGCCAAGAAGAGGAUAACGUGAUGCAGGUCCGUAACCAAGCUUGUGAGAAGUUAUUGACUGCGAGAAUUGAACAAAAACUUAAGGGCGAAGCUCGCGUUAAUAACGUUUUGAACAAGAUUCAUGUCGCUCGUCCUCAGGCCAGAGAUGAUGUUGAUCGCAGUGCUCACAUUCCUGAAGCUGUUGCUCAUUUGAAGAAGUACGACCCUAAUGAUCCCGAACGUCGCGUAUUAGCUAGAGACAUUGAAGCUGCUAACGGUGGGGCCGGUGUCUACAACAUCAACUUGAAAGACAAGUAUAUUUUGGACGAUGAUGAUUGGAAGAACGACGUCAUGCCAGAAAUAAUGGACGGUAAGAACGUGUACGACUAUUUGGACCCGGACAUCGCCGCUAAAUUGGCUGCGCUUGAAGAAGAGGAAGAACGUUUGGAACAAGAAGGUUUCUAUGACUCUGAUUCUGAAAUUGAAGACGACGACGCUGAGGAAAUUCGUGAAAAGGCUUUGUGGAUCCGUAACAAGCAAAAGAUGAUGAUCAAUGAAGGUCGUCAAAAGAAGCAUCUUAAGAACCGCUCCAUCAUGCCCCGUGAUCAAAUCAAGAGACUGUUCAACGAGAUGGAAGAGUCCAUGUACAAUGCUGGCUUCGAUACACUGAAUUUGAAGCGUGGCAAUAAGGGCGAAAAGGAGCUCACCGGUGUUGACAUUUUGCGCAAAAACCAAGGUAUUCGUCUGGCCAAGUUGAAGAAGAAGCAAGCGCCUUUGAACCAACCCGAUCGAUUGACAGAUGGUGUCAACGAUGGUGCUAUGAGAUCGCAUGCUGAGAGAUUGAAUAAGUUGCAUCGCAGAGAACGCAACCGGAUGGCUAGACAAGGUGAAGGUGAUAGACAUACCACUGCUGCCAUGCCUAAACACUUGUUCACUGGUAAGCGAGGUAUUGGAUCCGCCGACAGACGUUGA
Diutina rugosa is the source of this 1914-nucleotide messenger RNA. It is a transcript of the gene NOG1, whose product is annotated as putative GTPase. The record is from RefSeq and is a predicted model, not a curated record. Gene Ontology annotation, cellular component: nucleolus. Gene Ontology annotation, biological process: ribosomal large subunit biogenesis. The coding region runs from base 1 to 1914 and encodes 637 amino acids. NCBI's taxonomy places the organism in Eukaryota, Fungi, Ascomycota, Pichiomycetes, Serinales, Debaryomycetaceae. Gene Ontology annotation, molecular function: GTPase activity; GTP binding; RNA binding. The transcript has a single exon.